Melampsora larici-populina 98AG31 is the source of this 303-nucleotide messenger RNA. RefSeq lists its product as uncharacterized. The record is from RefSeq and is a predicted model, not a curated record. The coding region runs from base 1 to 303 and encodes 100 amino acids. Lineage: Eukaryota; Fungi; Basidiomycota; Pucciniomycetes; Pucciniales; Melampsoraceae. The transcript is spliced from 3 exons.
AUGGAUCUCCCAUUUCCCAUGUACACAUCUGAUUGUCCGGUUUACCAUCCUUUGCUUAGGCAAUCUCGGUCGGAGGAAGUUGUCCAGGAAUGUGAUCUCAAAGCGCUUUGCGAUAAAGGGCCCAAGCAGAGACUCCAGACCAUCUAUUGCAAGUCACAGAUUUCUAUUGCAGCUUACCAAUGGACCGUUGCUGAGUUUGAUGAAAUUUCAGGUUCAAGGGCAGUAAUCAGUAACAGAUUCAUGUCCCUCUUUAAUGGCCGAUUCGCGUAUUGGGGCACAUUCUUAUUUUUUGGGAGGGGAUAA